Dovyalis caffra is the source of this 1680-nucleotide messenger RNA. The record is from the annotation of a GenBank genome assembly. NCBI's taxonomy places the organism in Eukaryota, Viridiplantae, Streptophyta, Magnoliopsida, Malpighiales, Salicaceae.
AUGAGUGAUGGAGCUAACACAACCGCACCCAUUUGGAAUUCUUGCAGUUUUGGAAUGGAAAUGCAAACCAAUGAGCUGAAUUGCGGCCCUGAGCAACUUGCCAAUUGCUUUCUCAAUCCCAAUUGGGACAACUCAUUGGAUCAGAGCGAUCCCUUUGAGUCUGCUUUGAGCUCCAUUGUCUCAUCUCCUGUAGCAUCCAGUGCCAAUGCCAACGCCAUUUCUAAUGCUGGCGUUGGUGAUGACAGUUUUAUGAUCAGAGAACUUAUUGGCAGACUAGGAAACAUUUGCAAUUCUGGAGAGAUUUCGCCACAAUCUUAUGUUAACAACAGUAACAAUAGCACUAACACUUCUUGUUAUAAUACCCCAUUGAAUUCUCCUCCAAAGCUGAAACUUUCAACGAUGGAUUCACAGAUGAGAGGAAAUCUGCCAAUUCUUGGAAACAGCUUAGUAAACCAUCCAAGUUUAGCACCAUUUCCGGCUGAUUUUGUAGAGAGGGCUGCACGAUUUUCCUGCUUUGGUAGCAACAAUCUUGGAGGCUUAGAUGAACAAUUCGGAGUGAAUGAAUCUGAAUUGAUUAAUAGGUUGAUGCCACGAGUGGAACCUGGUAAGCUCUCGAGAAUUUCGAGUAACCAUUCAAUGAAAGUCACUGGAUCGCAACCAAAUGUUCAAGAAAGCAAUAAGAGCUCACCCCAGGAUGGGAAUUUGAAUUCUGAUAAGAAAUUCGGUAGGUUGUCAAGGCCUUCAACACCAGAGAAUGGAGAUUCCAGGGAGGAAUCUUCAGUUUCUGAGCAGAUCCCAGGUGGGGAAUUGAGCAUGAAAUCCCAGAAAGAUGCCAAUGCCAGGAAAAGAAAAUCAAUUCCCAGAGGAAAAGCCAAAGAAACUCCCUCUUCAUCUCCCUCUGCUUCUGAUGUCAAGGUUGCAGCAGAGAAUGAUGAAUCGAGAGCAAAAAGAAGCAAAUCAGCUGAAUCUAAUGGCAGUGACAAGGAUACAGCAAAGACCAAGGAAGAAGAAAAUGGAAAUCAGAAACAGAAUAAAGAUAAUUCAAAGCUACCAGAGCCACCAAAGGACUAUAUCCAUGUCAGAGCCAGAAGGGGUCAGGCUACAGAUAGUCACAGUCUUGCUGAAAGGGUUAGAAGAGAGAAAAUCAGUGAAAGAAUGAAGUUCCUUCAGGAUCUUGUUCCCGGGUGCAAUAAGGUUACCGGGAAAGCAGUGAUGCUUGAUGAGAUUAUAAACUAUGUGCAGUCAUUGCAGCGCCAGGUUGAGUUUCUGUCAAUGAAGUUGUCGACUGUGAAUCCGAGGAUGGAAAUUAACAUGGAAACUUUGUUGUCCAAGGAUAUUUUCCAAUCUCGUGGAUCUAUGCAACCUGGUCAUUGUCCAUUAGAUUCGUCUGCACCGGUAUUCCCUUAUGGUUACCAAUCUCAGCAAGGGUUAGCCCUACAAAAUGGCAUGUCCGGUAAUGCAGAAACCCAUUUCUCUAUGAACUCAUUAAGUGCUGCAUUGCGGCGAAGCCCAAGUAUGCAGCUGCCUCCCCUUGAUGGUUUCGGUGAUGCUGCUGCUCAUCAGGCCUCAACAAUGUGGGAAGACGACCUUCAAAGUGUUGUGCAGAUGGGAUUUGGCCAGAAUCAUCAGCAGAGCUUUCAAGGCACAGUGCCAUCAACUCAGAUGAAAAUUGAGCUAUAA